UCUGAGAAUGAGCUCUGAUUUCUGUUCACCUUUGUGGUAGCUAUAUAAGGAGCGUCAUCAGCACAAGAGCUCCUGUGCGUGCAAAAGGACUGAGAAAUACUAAAGCUGGAAGAAAAUGGCUACAACUGAAGUCUUUACUGCCACCGCUACAGGCACCAAUGACUACGAGAAUUACUAUGACGAUGACUAUCAAGAUGAAGUGUGCAACAAAACAAGCGUUAUACACUUUGGGGCCAACAUCACGCCAAUCUUCUUCUCAUUUGUGGUGCUCCUGAGUCUGUUUGGAAACAUCCUGGUCAUUUGGAUUCUAGCAAAGUAUGAGAAUCUCAAAUCCCUAACCAACACCUUCAUCCUGAACCUGGCAGUGUCGGAUCUCUUCUUCACCACGGGCUUACCUUUCUUUGCUUACUACCACAUGUAUGGAUGGACGUUUGGGGAUGCUGCAUGCAAAAUAGUCAACUUUGUCUUCUGUGUUGGCUUUUACAGCAGCGGUAUCAUCCUCAUCCUGAUGACGGCUCACCGUUACAAAGCCGUCAUGAAUCCUCUCUCGGCCCUAGUGUCACCAACUUGCUGCUACAGUGUCCUUGCAUGUGUCACUAUUUGGGCCUCGAGUGUAUUGCUCGCCAGUCCAGCCUUCCUCUUCACCGAAGUCCAGAACCAGAAUCACUGUGUGUACAUGAACUCUUUCUGGAGCUUGUGGGGAAUCUACCAACAAAAUAUCCUCUUUAUAAUUAGUUCAAUAGUGUUCCUGUUUUGCUAUUCUCAGAUCAUGUGUCGUUUGCUGCGUCCCCCUGCCCAAAGAAGAAAGAACAAAACUUUAAAGCUAAUUUUUACCUUAAUGGUUGUUUUCUUUGUAGGCUGGACUCCUUACAAUAUAGUAAUUUUCCUAAAGUCUUUGUACUUCUGGCCAAAACCACCCGCUGACUCAAAUGCACUCCCUGCAAUCUGUAAAUCUUCCGAACGACUGGAUUACACAUUCUUUGUUAGCCGACUUUUUGCCUUUUCACACUGCUGCCUCAACCCAGUGUUUUAUGUGUUUGUGGGGGUUAAAUUUAAAAACCACUUGAAGAAGAUGCUGAAGUGCUUGGGCAAUGGCAACAGCAGCAUCCGCAACAGGCAAAGCCGACUCACAAUCACAUCCCUCACAAGUGGUGAUGAGUUCUCUAUGUAGUUGGAAGAGAAAGCAGCUGUAAAGCCUGAACUCCAGGUUCCAUAGGCCUAUAAGGAAACCUAAUUCCUAUUUCAUUGGUAUUUUAAACAAAAACCACUAGAGAUCAAAGCCUUUAAACAAAUGUUUUGUGAUCAAUUACAAAUUCUUAGCUUAUGAUGAUUUAAGAGCAAAAACUAUUGUUUCUCAUAUAUGACUAUUUAGCAGUAGUUCUUUGUAUUGACUGUGGGUGUCUCUACGUCUACAGCUCAGGUAUACAUUUUGUAUGUGGGUGUGAUCCCGGAUGGGCAAAAGGUUUUUUGACCGUUUAACGUGUUGUCAUCACAAUCUGUGUGUUUUUGAUGGAUUUCACUGCUGGAUGCAAGUAUAAAGGCUUUUAAAAAGAAGUAUUUUCAUUGCAAUCUGCUCAAUCUGCUGGUCAUCCUUUAGUGUUGAUUAGACGGAAAUGACUUUGCAGUAAUGUUCAUGCUCAAACUGUAAAACUGUUGCUGCAAUUCUGACUUAAUGUGAAACAAAAAGAGGAACAAUGAGCUAUCUCUUUAUUUGGUUGGCUUGUUCUCCACACUUCAAUUCAGCAUAAGACGUGGCAACUGAUGUUCAGGGAAAGGUUCUUACUCUUCUUAUUAAAAGGUAAACAAUU
Messenger RNA from Labrus bergylta (ballan wrasse), 1808 nucleotides. RefSeq names its product chemokine XC receptor 1. Gene Ontology annotation, cellular component: membrane; external side of plasma membrane. Gene Ontology annotation, molecular function: C-C chemokine binding; C-C chemokine receptor activity. Lineage: Eukaryota; Metazoa; Chordata; Actinopteri; Labriformes; Labridae. Gene Ontology annotation, biological process: immune response; calcium-mediated signaling; positive regulation of cytosolic calcium ion concentration. The record is from RefSeq and is a predicted model, not a curated record.